This is a messenger RNA of Enterobius vermicularis (human pinworm), 1830 nucleotides long. Lineage: Eukaryota; Metazoa; Nematoda; Chromadorea; Rhabditida; Oxyuridae. The record is from the annotation of a GenBank genome assembly.
AUGGUGUCUGGGCUAUUCUGGUUAGAACGUAACUGUUUUACUAAUUCUGAGCGAAUAUACAAUUAUCUACUAUCCUUAAGAUUUCAACGUUUGAGAACGAUUGCGCAGGUGUGCGAUGAUUCACCUGGUUGUGCGAAGGAAAAAAAUUAUUUUUUGGGUCGGUACUCGAGAGCUGCGGUAUCGUCGCAGAGUGUUUACUGUUCCGAAAUUGGCAGAGAGAAAUGCAAGGACAAAUUUUUAAGGAAUACAAUGUUAAAAGGUGGGAAUGCUGUUGAUGCUGCAAUUGCUACAAUGUUCUGUAUUGGAGUUCUUGACGUCCUACAUUCCGGACUUGGUGGUGGCCAUUUCAUGACUAUAUACAAUGCAACAACGCAGAGAUGUUCGGUUAUCAAUGCCAGAGAAAUGGCUCCAAAAGCAGCAAACGAAACCAUGUUUGUAGGUUCGCCAGAUCGGUCCUCUCUAGGAUGGUUGGCAAUUGCUGUUCCUGGUGAAUUACACGGUUUUUGGACAGCAUACAAACGGUUCGGUGGAAAAAUACCGUGGAAACAGCUUGUUCAGCCAACCAUUGAUCUUUUAGAAAUGGGUCACCCAACGUCAUACAUUAUGGCGCGUGCCCUUGACUCUGAAGAGGAUCACAUCAUGAAAGAGCCGAGUUUAAAACAAUUUAUAAACCCUAAAACAGGAAGGGUAUAUAAGGAAGGCGAACAAAUUACUACGAGAAAAGCGUUUACAAGGACUCUUAAAGCUAUUGCUAACACAAAAGACCCGGUCAAGUUAUUCUACAACGGAACACUAACUCUCAGAUUUGUCCAAGAAUUUAAAAAAAAUGGCGGUAUAUUAGAACUAUCAGAUUUUAACUCCUAUCGUUCUAAAGUACAUGAAGGUGACGAGGUAAUAUAUUCUAAAUUAAGCAACGGACGGUAUGUCUGCGGCCCACCACCUCCAUCUAGCUCAGCAGUCACUCAGUCAAUCAUUAACGUUCUCGAUGAUUACGCUGUAAGGAAUGCUGGUAAUUUUACAACAGCUUCAUUCUUGCAUUACUUUGUCGAAGCUUCCAAGUUUGGUUAUGCAGUUAGAAGUAAGCUGAGUGAUCCACAGUUCAACCCAGAAUCGAUGAAGCUGGCAAAGGAAAUCACUUCUGAAGCAUAUGUUAACAAACUCAGAUCCUUGAUAACAGAAAAAACGCAUGAUAUUCCAUACUACGGAAUUGACUCCACAGGAUUUGAUGACCAUGGCACAACACACGCAUCAGUUGUUGACUACGAUGGCAACGCGGUUUCAGUCACUUCAACCGUAAAUUUGCUUUUUGGGGCUGGGGUGGGGUCAGAAUCAACUGGCGUUAUAUGGAACGAUAACAUGGAUGACUUUAGCUCACCAGGAUCCUCGAAUUACUUCGGCUUCAAGCCGUCAGAGUGCAAUUUUAUAAAGCCAGGCAAAAGGCCAAUGAGCAGUAUGAGCCCUAUAAUUAUUUACAGUACUAGUCACCCUACGGAAGUACUCUCGAUUGGAGCUUCAGGAGGUUCUCGGAUAAUUAGUGGCGUUUCGUAUGUUGCGCUGCGUAGUCUUCAUUUUAAUGAAGAUCUACAAGAUUCAACUUUUGCUCCCCGCGUACAUAACCAAUUACAUCCAAGCAAGACAUUUCACGAACGCGGUGUUCCUGAAGACCAACUUGAAGAACUCCAGAAACGCGGUCACACACUAAUAGAAUGGAACACCACCGACUACCAUCCUAAGACAUCAAUAUCUGCAGUUAAACGGGUUUCUCGCGGUACUCUUUUUGCUUCAGCAGAAUAUCGAUGCGGAUCUCAAAGCGCUCCAGCUGGGUUCUAA